This is a messenger RNA of Odobenus rosmarus divergens (Pacific walrus), 891 nucleotides long. Its product is annotated as zeta-sarcoglycan-like. The transcript is spliced from 2 exons. NCBI's taxonomy places the organism in Eukaryota, Metazoa, Chordata, Mammalia, Carnivora, Odobenidae. The record is from RefSeq and is a predicted model, not a curated record. The annotation marks the transcript as partial.
UUUUAGCAUAACCUUCAAAGGAGAUCGUUCCCUUCAGACUUUAUUAUCUUCUUUUCCCCACUGAGAGAAUACCUCUUAGCUGCAAGACAUUUUUAAGUCUAUGCAGGACUUCGGGGAUUUGGUGAUCUUGCCAGGGAAAUUGAUCAUUGCUAAUGCUUGGGACUCACAGUGUGCUAAAUUAGCUACCAGAGUAAGCCUGACGGAGGAAGGCUUUUAUCAUAUACUCUUCUCUUCAGUUUGAACACAUUUGCUUGAAAUUUGCCGCAUGAUGCUGUCCAGGGAAGCAGCUUUUUUUCCUGGGAUGCAGCAAUUCGCUGGUUUCUAAGCUUAUUGCAGAAGAAGAAAUAAUCUUAAAUAGAGUGGAUCUUACCCCCCCUCCCGGCCCCCCGCUUGAUUCGACUGAGCUGUGUUGCACCGCGGUAAAGAUCACCUGUCACUAAGUCUUUCAGGAAGUAAAACAAACUGAAUUAUAAUUAUUAUUUAUUUAUUUUUAUUAUUUUUAACCGGUGGAGGCGGCGUGAUCACGGAGAAUGAGACUGAGAGAAGCUGCCAGGGCUUGGAGGAGGAUAAAGCUGAGUUUAGGCUGGAAACUAAAAGACUAGAUUGUUUUUUGGUUCAACUUGCCCGGUUUCUCUCCACUUCCUUUAGUUUCGCUCCAUGGACAGAUCAACAAACCUGGACAUUGAGGAGCUAAAGAUGACGCGAGAACAAUAUAUACUAGCAACACAACAGAACAACCUGCCAAGGGCUGAGAAUGCACAACUUUACCCAGUGGGGAUUUAUGGAUGGCGAAAGAGGUGCUUAUACUUCUUUGUCCUUCUGCUGUUGGUUACCAUGAUAGUUAACUUAGCCAUGACAAUAUGGAUAUUGAAAGUGAUGAAUUUCACUGUG